Molecule: messenger RNA, 156 nt
Organism: Pelobates cultripes (western spadefoot toad)
Lineage: Eukaryota; Metazoa; Chordata; Amphibia; Anura; Pelobatidae
Source: the annotation of a GenBank genome assembly
AUGGCGGGAGCUAGAGACAAGGCCACAGGGGCUACUACAACCUGCAACAACACAGCCAAAAUGGCGGAUGCAGAGCGGGCCCCCGAUAAGAUGAAGGACAACCCUGACAUCUUGGCCAGGCUGGACAGGAUAUUCAACUAUUUCUGGCACAAGCUG